UCUUUCAGUUACACAAAUUUCAACUUACCAAUAAAACCCCUCUAAUGAUAUCACUCUCAUUAUUAUAUUAACUGAAUAAUAACAAACCGAUGACGGAAGUUAUGAUGAUGGAGAUCACUUCACCGGAGCAAGAACGGCUGGUCAUGAGAGACAUUGCCAUGGCCGCCGGUGAAGCUCAGACUAAAGAAGGAGAUACUUUUUGUCUCAUCAAUCAAAGAUGGUGGCGAACUUGGUCCGAAUAUGUUAAUCAGAACCUGGCAAACGACGAAUCAUCCGUGGAGCCUCGUGGCUCUGGCAGCUCAAGGACUGUGCAGAAGCCACAAAGCAUUGACAAUUCUGAUUUGAUCUGUGGAUCAUCGUCUGAGAAUUCAACAUUUGAGAUUCAUGAAGCAUUAGUUGAGGGCACUGAUUACAUAUUGGUCCCAGAAAAAGUUUGGAACCAAUUUUAUUCAUGGUAUGGUGGGGGUCCAGCAUUGGCUCGAAAAGCUAUAACUCACAGUUCACCACAAAUAGGAUUGACUGUAGAAGUUUAUCCUCUACGCCUUCUACUGCAUUUAAUGUCCACCGCUGACCAGCAUGACUUAAGAAUAAGCAGAAGGGAAACAGUUGGAGCACUACACAGCAAGGCCUGUGAGACUUUUGAUCUCAAUUCGGAUCAAGUAAGCAUCUGGGAUUACCAUGGACACCAGAAACAUGCUUUAUUAAAUGACUUCGAAAAAACACUUGAUGAGGCCAAUAUACGUGCGGAUCAGGAUAUUCUCGUGGAAGUCAUUAAUAUCAGAAGAAGCUUUACUACUAUUCAAGUGAAUGGCUAUUCAGAGAAUGACCAAUUAACAGUCGUAGAACCUUCUAGAAUGAACCAGUCAAUUGCAGGAAGCUCUACUGCAAACAACGGUUUUUCUAGAAGCCACAAUUCAGAGCUAUUGGAAUUUCAAUCUGCAGCAGAAAAAGCACCCACUUCUUUUGGUGUCAGUACAAGGGGUUCUUGUAUUGGUCUAAUUGGAUUGCUGAAUUUAGGAAACACCUGCUUUAUGAACAGUGCGAUACAGUGUCUUGUUCAUACACCAGAAUUUGCGAAGUUUUUCAUUGAAGAUUUCCGUCAGGAGAUAAACUGGCAAAAUCCUCUAGGCAUGCAGGGUGAGCUAGCUAUGGGAUUUGGUGAGUUGCUUAGGAGGUUGUGGGCCCCAGGACGUGCUGCAGUUGCUCCACGGGCUUUCAAAGCAAAGCUGGCUCGGUUUGCACCACAAUUUGGAGGGCACAAGCAACAUGAUUCUCAGGAACUGCUUGCCUUCUUGCUCGAUGGACUUCAUGAAGAUCUGAACCGGGUUAAACACAAGCCGUAUAUAAAGUCUAGAGAUGCUAAUGGCAGACCCGAGAUUCAAGUUGCGGAUGAAUUCUGGGCUAACCAUAUAUCUCGCAAUGAUUCAAUAGUUGUGGAUGUCUUUCAAGGCCAGUACAAAUCAACUUUGACCUGUCCUGUAUGUGACCAGAUCUCGGUUACAUUCGAUCCAUUUAUGCAUCUCUCGUUGCCGCUCCAAUCAGCCACUCCCCGUACAAUGACGGUGACAGUUUUUAGCUGUGAUGGAAGUGUGAUGCCUGCUACUUGCACAGUAACUUUAUCAACAUUGGGAUGUUGCAGAGACUUAGUACAAGCUCUUAGUAAUGCUUGUUUUUUAAAACAAAAUGAAAAGAUCUUGUUAGCGGAGGUACAUGACCACUUGAUUUACCGAUUCUUGGAGGACCCAUUCAUGCCAUUAUCUGUUAUAAAGGAUGACACACGACUUAAUGCAUACAGAAUUCCAAAGUUAACAAAGAACCCUAUAUAUUUGCAGUUGGUUCACCGUCGUGAAAACCCACCUAGCAAUGCUGGGGGCACAACUACAUGGAAGCCUUUUGGAACACCAUUCAUUUUUCCGAUUUCUUCUGAUGCAACGAUUGCAAGAGGUGAUAUACAGUUGAUAGCUCAUACAAUGCUCUCUCCAUUGCUAAAACAGGAGAACUCCCAAGCCAUUAAAUCAUCAAUAGUAUCGGAAUCACCACCUGCCACCAUUUGUGGGGAAGCAUAUUCACCUGCCAGUGCUUCAUUUAUAAAACUUCCUCUAAAGUUGGUUGAUGAAAACAAUGAUCCUAUUGAUAUUUCGGCCGAAGAAGAGAAAAAUGUAUGUUUGUCCUCAUCAUCAGUGUCGGUGAUACUAUAUAUUGAUUGGUCACCGGAACUUGCAAAGAAAUACAAGAUGCAGUACUUACAAAACUUGCCAGAGGUUUUCAAGAAUGGGCAAGGAAUGAAGAAAGCUCGUAUUGAGCCUCUGUCUUUGUAUUCAUGCAUAGAAGCUUUCCUACGUGAAGAACCGUUGGUACCUGAAGACAUGUGGUUCUGCCCUCAAUGCAAAGAGCGAAGGCAAGCAAGUAAAAAGUUCGAUCUUUGGAGGCUCCCUGAGGUGCUGGUGGUUCAUCUGAAAAGGUUCUCGUAUAGCAGGACCAUGAAAACUAAACUUGAAACAUUUGUCAACUUCCCUCUUCAUGACUUUGACUUGACAAAAUAUGUAGCUAACAAAAACAAUCCAUGUCCUCAAGUAUAUGAACUUUAUGCCUUAGCCAAUCACUAUGGCAACAUGGGAAGUGGCCACUAUACUGCACAUAUCAAGCUUAUUCAUGAGAACAAGUGGUACAACUUUGAUGAUAACCAUGUUACGCCCAUUAGUGAAGAUGAUGUCAAGUCGAGUGCUGCUUAUGUUUUAUUCUACAGGAGGGUGAAAUCUGAUGGAGCUCAUUCUUCAUAAGGUCAAAACAAUUCCCUUUCAUAUGUGAUAUCUGUGCAUCAGUAUAUUUGCAAAAAAGUUUUUAGUUGGUAAUUUGAAGAACUACCUGAAAACUUGGAUGGUUUUACAGCUUUGAUGUUUGCAUGGUUUUAUAUUUGACAAUAGUCAAACUAAAAUUAAAGUUUCUAUGACUGAUUAUGCUUGGAAUAUUUUGGACUGACUUCAUGUAAAUUUCCCUUUCUUUC
Molecule: messenger RNA, 3004 nt
Organism: Erigeron canadensis
Lineage: Eukaryota; Viridiplantae; Streptophyta; Magnoliopsida; Asterales; Asteraceae
Product: ubiquitin carboxyl-terminal hydrolase 5-like
Exons: 13
Coding region: 90-2780 (896 amino acids)
Biological process (GO): protein deubiquitination
Molecular function (GO): cysteine-type deubiquitinase activity
Source: RefSeq, a predicted model, not a curated record